This is a messenger RNA of Bipolaris victoriae FI3, 582 nucleotides long. RefSeq lists its product as hypothetical. Lineage: Eukaryota; Fungi; Ascomycota; Dothideomycetes; Pleosporales; Pleosporaceae. The record is from RefSeq and is a predicted model, not a curated record. The transcript is spliced from 2 exons. Bases 1 to 582 code for a protein of 193 amino acids.
AUGAUCCUCCUCGGCCGUUUACUCAAAUUGGUUUAUGAUCGUCUCACCCGCACUCAGCUUCGUGGAGGCGCCGUGAGCUUGCAUCGUGACGAUUUUCGCGUGGCACAGCGCGGCAGGACAAAAAGCAACUCGCAAUCUGUUGAUCAAAAUAAAUACAGUGGCCUUUCUUGGGCGAGGGAAACAUGGGUCGUCGCAGAAAUGACCGGCUUAUCGCUGUCUGCAUGUCCGAAGGAAUCUUUAGGGUCGUCCGUUUCGGGAGGACCCUACUUACCUGACUGUCAUCGGCACACGCGUUCCGGUCGUGCUGGGGCCGGAGUCGCCUAUGGCAAAAUAUGGGGCAGUCCUGACACCCUUUUUGGUCGUCGUGCAGCAGCUCCCGUGCUGCACUCGCUCCACGGCAUGAAAUCUGACUGCAUUUUACGUUAUGCAAAGGCGGAGGAAACAGACUUGUGCGGUGGCCUUUGUUGGAAUCUCUGCUUCAAAACAAAUAGCGCAAUUGCCCCUGGAGCAUGGUAUGUCAUCGCGACAAGUACUUUAUGGUCUACUGCACUCGUGCACAUCCGUAGACAGUCGCCUGGGUGA